AUGGAGCAAAUUACAGAAAAUAAUACAAUUGAACGGCCUAAAACUUUUGAAUACGUACAGUUUCAUCAAGAAUCUGGAUCUGCAUCAUCGAUUACAUUGUCUGAAGAUUUGCGGUUUUGGCUAUCUGAAAAUAGCAUCUCGCAACAAGCUGCGAAUAAAUUAAUAGGUAUUUUCCGUAACCAUGGACAUCAAAACGAACUGAAGAAAGACGUUCGUACUUUGAUGAAAACUCCUCGUGAUGUGACAGGGAAGAUUGUUAAUGGCAAUGGGGGAUCUUACUUCCAUUUUGGGAUCACCCAUGGAUUAACUCGCUCAAUAAAUAAAUAUUAUAAUGUUUGCCCUGCGACCAUAUUGAUUCAACUAAAUUGCGAUGGUAUGUCUUUCAGUAAAUCGUCUAGCAGUCAAUUUUGGCCUCUGCUGGCCGCAAUUAAGGCUGAUUUUUACUCUGAACCGGUCUUAGUUGGACUUUUCCACAGAUACUCUAAACCAAAUAAUUUUACACGUAAUAAUUAUCCGUAA
Cotesia congregata is the source of this 519-nucleotide messenger RNA. Lineage: Eukaryota; Metazoa; Arthropoda; Insecta; Hymenoptera; Braconidae. The record is from the annotation of a GenBank genome assembly.